CAAGCAGUUUCUGACCCUGGGCACAUCCCCAGACGCCUGGGAAAGUAGGAGUGAGGCUACAAAUAGCUCUGCUUUCCUCCACAUGGCAAGACUGGCCUGGGAGUGAAGCAGGGAGAAGGUCUCCCUGUAGCCGGACAGCACAACACUGCCAGGCCCAGCAACUGACCUAUCUGUAACCUCAGCCAGCAGAAAAGCCUCAGGAGGGUACUUCUCCUUCCCCCACCUGCCAGCAACAGAAGGAGACAGCCUGGCUUGUCUGCCACCACCUGCAGCCUGUUUGUCCUGCAGCCAGUCCAUACUGGAUCUGGGAUUUUGGAUCCUGAGACCUGACCUGCUUGCAUCUGAACCUGCAGGUUCCAAGCUUUAAAGACUGUCAGCACCAUUCCAAAAGGGUGAGGGUGUUUUAGUUCCUCUCCAGUAAUCCACAGGAAGGACCUGCAUGCCUGCACCAGUCUUCUAAGUGCUCAGCCAGAAAGGGAAUCAAUGACCCAAGAUGUGGCUGACUGUAGUUGUGACAUGUUUGAUCCAUGAAACUGUGUCAACACAAGGACUUGUUGGUGAUAACACACCUUUUAAUCCUGAAACAUAUAUGAAUAUUAGUGAGAUCAUCACCUACUGGGGAUACCCCAGUGAAGAAUAUGAUGUUGUGACAGUGGAUGGCUAUAUACUUAGUGUUAACAGAAUACCGCAUGGAAAAGUACAUGCUGACAACGCAGGUCCGAAGCCUGUUGUGUUUCUGCAGCAUGGUUUACUUACAGAUGGCAGCACCUGGCUCACCAAUAUGGCUAAAAGCAGCCUGGGCUUCAUUCUGGCAGAUGCAGGCUAUGAUGUUUGGAUAGGAAACAGCAGAGGGAACACCUGGUCUAGACGACAUGUAACCCUUUCAGUGCACCAAGAGAAAUUCUGGGCUUUCAGCUUUGAUGAAAUGGCUAAAUAUGACCUUCCAGCAGUGAUUGAUUUUAUUGUGCGGAAAACUAGACAAGAGCAGUUGUAUUAUGUUGGCCAUUCACAAGGCACCACUGUAGCUUUCAUAGCAUUUUCAACCAUGCCCCAGCUGGCUCAGAGAAUCAAAAUGUACUUUGCCUUAGCUCCUGUAGCCACAGUGAAAUAUGCCAAAUCCCCAUUGAUAAAGCUUGCAUUACUUCCCAAUUCAGUUAUCAAGAUUUUAUUUGGGAAUAAAGAUUUCUUACCCCACAAUUACUUUGGUGAGGUGGCUGCUGUUGAAUUUUGUAGCCAUGAGAUAUUAUCAGAGAUUUGUGGUAAUAUCCUGUUUGUGCUGUGUGGAUUUAAUGAGAAGAACUUAAAUAUGAGUCGAGUACAUGUGUAUACAGCACAUGCCCCAGCGGGAACAUCUGUACAAAAUAUGAUUCAUUGGAAACAGGCAAUUGAAACUGGUAAACUUAAAGCUUAUGACUGGGGAAUCCUGUUCAACCAUUUGCACUAUAAUCAGGAUACUCCUCCCUUAUACAAUGUGAAGCACAUGCCAGUCCCAACUGCAAUGUGGAGUGCUGGAAAUGACUGGCUUGCUGACCCUAGGGAUGUUGCCCUUUUGCGUCAACAAGUCACUAAUCUGGUUUACCACAAGGUGAUUCCUGAGUGGAACCAUCUGGAUUUCAUCUGGGGCCUCGAUGCACCUAAGCGGAUGUAUAAUGAAAUCCUCGACUUGAUGAGGAAAAACCUAUGAAAAUAAUGAUCCGUGAAAAUAAUGUGGCUGUAGGAUCAAGGAUUUGAUUAAAUUUCUGUUUAUAUCUGUUUUUCUUGAUUUUUUUUAAGAACUACAAAACUAUUUGCACAUAAUGGUCUAUAUUCACUAUAUUUACUUUAAUAAGAUUUUCUUUAAUGAUCUUAAAUAUUAGGUCAGCCAUACAUACAUAUCCACAAAAGUCAUUGAAUUAGCAAAGUACAUUUUUAAAGCACCACACACAAGUUUUAAGUCUUCUGUUUUCUAAAAUAUAUGUCGUAAAUUAAAUACAUCAUGGAUCGGAGAGUAGAUCUGCUUCCAAGAUGAUUUUCUUAGCUGGUGUCUGGAUGACCUUUUUCUAUAAAGUGAAUUGAAUGCCUGGGGCACAACUGAUACAUGUGGCUAUAUUAGACACGCAAUCACAAUGCCCAAAUUCAGAAAAGCACCCAAGCUGUUUCUUUCUUUUAAAUAUGUAAUUCCUUUGAUGUCACUGGAACUACACUGAUUGUAAUGCAGCUGUGGAUCUGGGCCAGACUUUAUUUCUUGGUCGCAGUCACCCAUUUAGGGUCAGGGUCAAUACUCCUGUCACAUCACCAAAAGUCAUUCUGCACUAAUCCCAGUGAUUAUCAAUACAGACCAUGAAGAGAUCCAAUAGGCAUGUCUUUUUAUUGUCCCCUUGAAGAAGAAGGUAGUGGAAAAAGGCUAUGAUAAGGAGAUUGUUCUAUAUAUGUAUGAGCCAGGGCCGGCUCCAGGUUUUUUUCCACCUCAAGCAAAAAAAAAAAAAAAAAAAAAAAAGCAGAAGUGCCGCCCCAAGCACAUGCUUGGAAUGCUGGUGUCUAGAGCCGGCCUUGGUAUAA
Gopherus evgoodei (Goodes thornscrub tortoise) is the source of this 2538-nucleotide messenger RNA. Its product is annotated as lysosomal acid lipase/cholesteryl ester hydrolase-like. Bases 494 to 1684 code for a protein of 396 amino acids. Gene Ontology annotation, molecular function: hydrolase activity, acting on ester bonds. Gene Ontology annotation, biological process: lipid metabolic process. The record is from RefSeq and is a predicted model, not a curated record. Lineage: Eukaryota; Metazoa; Chordata; Testudines; Testudinidae. The transcript has 10 exons.